Molecule: messenger RNA, 2589 nt
Organism: Danio aesculapii
Lineage: Eukaryota; Metazoa; Chordata; Actinopteri; Cypriniformes; Danionidae
Product: extracellular calcium-sensing receptor-like
Exons: 6
Coding region: 1-2589 (862 amino acids)
Biological process (GO): G protein-coupled receptor signaling pathway
Cellular component (GO): membrane
Molecular function (GO): G protein-coupled receptor activity
Source: RefSeq, a predicted model, not a curated record
AUGUGGAUCAUUGCAAAAAUCUGCCUGUACCUGUCCUUUAGUUGUAACUCUGUAGCUUCUAUCUUCAGAUCAGGUUCCUGUCAGCUCCAGGGACGAUUCAGGCUGAAUGGGAUGUUCCAGAAAGGAGAUCUCAUCCUUGGAGGGCUAUUUGAGGUUCACUUCCUCACAGUGUUCCCAGAGCAGAGCUUCAGAACAGAGCCAGAACCACCAUACUGUGAGCAAUUUGAUAUGGCAAGUUUCCAGCAGGCACAGACUAUGGUCUUUGCAAUAGACGAAAUCAAUAAGAAUCCAAACCUGCUUCCUAACAUCACUCUUGGUUAUUAUCUUUAUGACAACUGUGUCAAGUUGGGUGUGGCAUUCAGGGCUGCUAUGGCUCUUGUUAGUGGAACAGAGGAAUCAUUCUCCAGCCUAAACUGCACUGGCCCUCCACCAGUGAUUGCCAUAGUGGGGGACCCUGGAUCUACUCACUCAAUUGCGAUCUCUAGUAUAUUAGGGCUGUUUAGAGUGCCUAUGGUUAGCUACUUUGCAACCUGCUCCUGUUUAAGUGACAGGAAAACAUACCCCUCUUUCUUCAGAACAAUACCCAGUGAUGCUUUCCAGGUGCGGGCUAUGGUUCAGAUCUUAAAGCAUUUUGGAUGGACCUGGGUUGGUCUGCUCUACAGUGAUGAUGACUAUGGCAUCUAUGCUGCUCAGUCAUUCCAAAAAGAAAUGCAGCUCUUUGGAGCAUGUGUUGGCUUUUCUGAAAUGCUGCCUCAUGAUAAUAACCAUGGAGAUAUUCAGAGUAUUGUGGAAGUGAUUCAGACUUCAACAGCUAGAGUGGUGGUGGUGUUCUCCACAGAAGCCUAUUUAAUACCACUGAUGGAUGAGGUGGCAUUGAAAAAUGUGACAGGCAGGCAGUGGAUUGCGAGUGAAGCUUGGGCCACCUCUCCUGUGUUUCAUACUCAGCAUCUACUGCCCUUCCUUGGGGGCACACUGGGCAUUGCAAUAAGACGUGGGGAGAUCCAAGGACUUAGAGAAUUUCUGUAUUACCUCCAUCCUGACUGCAAUACAAGGAACAAUAUGGUAAGAAUCUUUUGGGAGAACAUUUUUGGGUGCAGUUUUGAGAUUGGAGGCAGAGAGAGAAAGGUUUGUACAGGGCAAGAAGAUCUGAACAGCACAAACACAGCAUACACUGAUGUUUCAGGACUGAGGGCCUCUUAUAAUGCUUAUAAAGCUGUUUAUGCCCUAGCCCAUGCACUUCAUGACCUGAUGCAGUGUGAAGAUGGGAGAGGACCAUUUAGUGGAAACAAAUGUGCAGACCAAAUCAACCUACAACCCUGGCAGGUAGUCUAUUAUCUACAGAAAGUAAACUUUACUACAGGAUUUGGAGACCAUGUGUCAUUUGAUGAGAAUGGAGAUGCUCUGGCCAUAUAUGAUGUGAUGAACUGGCAGCCAAGUUCAGAUGGUGCAAUAAGUGUUAGCACAGUUGGUGUGGUGAAUGAAGGGGCUUCAAUGGAGAUGGUGCUUACACUGAAUGAGAAUUCAAUAUUCUGGAACUUUGAAAACAGAAAACCCCCACAGUCUGUGUGCAGUGAGAACUGCCCCCCAGGCACCAGACAAGUCAGGAGGAAGGGCCUUCCUGUCUGCUGUUUUGACUGCCUGCCAUGCGCAGAUGGAGAGAUUUCUAACACAACAGAUGCUAUUGAGUGCAAAAUAUGUCCUGAUGAGUUCUGGCCCAAUCCAAAUAAAGAUCAGUGUGUCCCAAAAAAAGAAGAGUUUUUGUCCUAUGAGGAUCCUUUGGGCAUCUCUCUGACCACUGCUUCCCUGCUUGGCACCUGCUUCUGUGCUCUUGUUAUGUUCAUAUUCUCUCGUCAUCGUAACACUCCUGUAGUACGUGCCAACAAUUCAGAGCUCAGCUUCCUGCUACUUUUGUCACUCAAACUGUGUUUCCUGUGUGUGUUGCUGUUCAUUGGACGACCAAAGUUAUGGACAUGUCAGUUAAGGCAUGCUGCAUUUGGCAUAAGUUUUGUUUUAUGUGUCUCUAGUAUCCUGGUUAAGACUAUGGUGGUAAUAGCCGUGUUUAAAUCAUCUCGGCCUGAGAGUAAAAAUGCCAUGAAAUGGUUUGGAGUAGCUCAACAAAGAGGGACAGUUUUGGCCCUAACCACCCUCCAGAUUGUGAUAUGUACAGUUUGGUUAAGCAUGGCAUCCCCAAAACCCUAUAAAAACAGCCUGUAUAUCUCCUCUAAAGUUGUCUAUGAAUGUGAUAUUGGCUCAGUAGUUGGAUUUUCUCUAUUGCUGGGAUACAUUGGCCUCCUGGCAGCAGUAAGCUUUCUACUGGCCUUCCUGGCAAGAAACCUUCCAGAUAAUUUUAAUGAAGCCAAAUUUAUUACCUUCAGUAUGUUGAUUUUCUGUGCUGUGUGGAUUACAUUUGUUCCAGCAUAUGUGAGUUCACCUGGGAAAUAUGCAGUGGCUGUGGAGAUAUUUGCUAUUUUAGCUUCCAGUUUUGGAUUACUGGUGGCCAUAUUUGCCCCAAAAUGCUACAUGAUCCUUUUUCAUCCAGAGAAAAACACUAAAAAAUCAAUCAUGGGAAGAGCCACACAAAUUAAAUAG